GCUUAAGUCAGAAUUUUUUUGAAUAGUUAUGGAUGAUGAGGAGGCAUACUCGACGACUCUGCUCUAUUUCUACAAUCGAAUGUGGGAGCUCUGGGAUAGUAUUGGAGUGCAUUUCACCACCUACAUUGAGCGAGGUCAGAACGAAUACUUUGCGGGCUUUGUCAGUCUGCAGUGGCUAGCACCGCAAUCUCAAGAGGAUGAGGAUGAGGAUGAAGAGGCAGAGGAGCAGUUGGACUUGGAGACGUAUGAAGAUGAGCAGUUGACAUAUCAUUGGCUGCACAUGUCGUGCAUAUUUCGUGCCUCCCAUUUCAGUAACUAAAUGCCAAAUUGAAAUUCCAUUUCGCGUUUCUCCAAAAACAAAAAAGAAUUGUUAAAGUUUUCUAUUGCUUUACCUACACCAAUGUCAAUGUCUAUACUCUAUGUGUGUGUAUGUGUGACAUCUUGGCAACGCUUCAACGAAACGUUUUUGGCAACGUGGCCAGCAAAUGAUAAGCCCAGGCAAAGAAGAGCCAAGCCCUGUCACGGCUCACUGGCUAAAAUAAAAAUUGAACAGAAUUGAAACCAGCCAGAGAAAAAAAGAGAGAAAGAGUGAAUUUCACGAGUGUAAUUGAAAUGCAAUGCUAUGUGAAAUGUGAAAUGUGAAAUGGUGUGCCAAAUGGCAAAUGCUGCGCUGAAAGGACUUCUUCACCUUCCCCAACUAUCGAAAGGAUUGCAGCGCAAAAUUGCUGGAAAGACUUGAAGCUGGUCGUUUGAAUAUCAUUUUCGGGCUGGACAUUGAAAUUGCAGCAUUUGCUCACAAUUUGCACUGUGAAUGCGAAAAUACUUCGAGCCUACUUAUGUACAUAUAAAAGUAAUGUUUAUAUUAUCAGUUAAGAACUUUUUGUAAGUAUCGUAUGCAGCGAAGAAAUAUAUAUAAAUUUAUCAGUAGUCUGAACUUGU
Molecule: messenger RNA, 939 nt
Organism: Drosophila albomicans
Lineage: Eukaryota; Metazoa; Arthropoda; Insecta; Diptera; Drosophilidae
Exons: 1
Coding region: 29-319 (96 amino acids)
Source: RefSeq, a predicted model, not a curated record